Molecule: messenger RNA, 1899 nt
Organism: Plasmodium gonderi
Lineage: Eukaryota; Apicomplexa; Aconoidasida; Haemosporida; Plasmodiidae
Product: ATP-dependent DNA helicase Q1
Exons: 1
Coding region: 1-1899 (632 amino acids)
Biological process (GO): double-strand break repair via homologous recombination
Cellular component (GO): cytoplasm; chromosome
Molecular function (GO): 3'-5' DNA helicase activity; ATP binding; nucleic acid binding
Source: RefSeq, a predicted model, not a curated record
AUGAAUGGAGAUGGACCACCCGAUUUGCUGAGCAGGUAUAAAAGCAAGUACAGAAAUAUAGACAUUGACAAAGGAACAGAAAUACUGAAGGAACAUUUUGGUAUUCCUAAAUUUAAAGAAAAACAAGUAGAAUGUCUAAAUGCAAUAAAGAAUUUUGAACAUGUAUUGAAUAUCAUGCCAACUGGAGGAGGGAAAUCACUUAUAUAUCAAGUAACACCCCUGAUAAUUGGAGGAAUUAGUAUAGUCAUCAGUCCUUUAAUAUCUCUAAUGUAUGAUCAAACAAAAUCUCUAAGAAGAAGAAAUAUAGUAGCAGAAACGAUUAAUAGUUCGUUAAAUAAAAAAGAAAAUGAAAAAGUAUUGAAUCUUUUAAAAAAUUAUAACAAUUGCAUUAUACAGGUUUUAUAUAUAACUCCAGAAACAGCAACUAGUGAAUACUUCAUGGUUGUACUGAAAGAGCUGUACAUAAAUCUUCAAAUAUCCCUAAUAUCUAUAGAUGAAGUCCAUUGCAUAAGUACAUGGGGAUGUGAUUUUAGAAAAAGUUACAGGAAUUUAAAUAAAAUAUUGAAGGCUUGUCCAUAUGUCAGGGUCUAUACUUGCACCGCCACUGCAACGAAAUUUGUUGAGAAAGACAUAAUUGUAAAUUUGAAUUUGAAUUGGCUUAAGAAGGAGAACAUAGGGGAAGAAAUCAAUAAGAGCAAGAACAAAGAGAUUGACCAGGACGAGAAAGAAGAAGAAGGAGAAGAAGAAGAAAGCUUGAACUCCCUUCGAAUCGUCAGAACAUCUUUCAAUAGACCAAAUUUAAAGUACGUAAUUGUGUACAGUGAUCUGCUGAAAACAGAAAAAAAGAAGAGUAUUUUUCAUAUCAUACAAGAAAAAAGAAAUAUGAACAAGAUAGGAAUUAUUUACUGCUUCAAAAGAAAUACAUGUGAUGAAAUUUCGAAAUACUUGAGGGAACAAGGGUUUCAAGCUCUGAGCUAUCAUGCCGGAUUGACAAACAGUGCAAGGAAGAAAAUACAAGAAAAAUGGGUGAAUGGAAAUGCAAACAUUUUAGUUGCUACAAUUGCUUUUGGUAUGGGAAUAGAUAGAAAAGAUGUGUCAUUUAUUAUUCAUUUUAAUUUACCAAAAUCGAUUGAAAAUUAUUAUCAAGAAUCUGGACGUUCAGGAAGAAAUGGAAACGUCUCCUUUUGUUAUCUAUACUACUCCAAAGAAGAUGUAGAAAAAAUGUCUUACAUAAUACGUAGCAGUUAUGCCAACUUGGAUAUGCAAGACCUUAAUAUUCAGAAGAAAUAUGAGAAAGAAAUAUACAAUCUUGAAUGUGUGCAUAAUUUGUGUGUGCAAGAAAAGUGUGUGAGAUCACAAAUUUUAGAACACUUUGGAGAGUUUACCACUAGCAAAAGCGGAAGUAGUAGUGAUCCAAAUGAAGAUGACGACUACUGUUGUUCAUACUGCUUCGAUGUGAAGGAGUCAAGGAAUAAAAUUGAACAAGUAAUAAAAAUGUACGAAGAAGCAAAUUGGAAGGUCCACUCUAAUUUCAAGAGAAAAGACAACAAUGAGAUAAAUGCCUUUGCAAGCAUUGUUAAAGAACAAGAGCAUAAACAAAUCAAGGAAUCUAAUUCUGAUUCGGAUAAAGAAGAAGGACUAUGCCAGUAUAAACUUACGAAUAAAAAGAUUAAAGAGUUUGUUCCCUUUCAAAGUGCAUCAUCAAUCAUUUCAAAAGAAAUUAGAGAUAAAGGAGUUAUUGAAGUCAUGAAGGAAUUAGAAAGACGAGAAGAGUUAUUGGAAAAUAAACUAGAACAGCAGACACCUAAGAUUGGGAAAAUAAAACGUUCAAUUUCUCAUUCUGUUAGUAUAAAAAAGAAACAUGUGUUUUCAUCCUUUAAGGUUCCUAGAAAAUUGUAA